AUGAAGUUUGUUUGUUCACUCACCCUUUCCCUUGUCCUUCUUUCUUUCAUCUCAAAUCUUUCACCAGCUUUCUCAAAGGAUGGUAGUGGAAUAAUUGACACAAAUUUUUUCCCCGUUCACCAAGAUGGUCGUUACUACAUUGUCCCUUCAUAUUUCGCCAUCCGAGUUGGAAGAUUAAAACUAGCAAAAACUGGUGAUUUUUCCAACUGUCCAGUUACUGUCUUAGAACAAGACUUUCCUACUGAUGACAAAGGUGUAUCAGUCAAAUUCAGCAUAAUAGGAACAAGCUAUGAUAUCUUGACAGGUACACCAAUUGAGAUAGAGUUCACAAAGAAGCCAGAUUGUGUUGAAUCAUCAAAGUGGUUGGUGUUUGUUGAUAAAGCUAUUCAAAAAUCUUGUGUUGGUAUUGGUGGACCUGAGAAUUAUCCUGGUAUGGAAAUAUUGAAUGGCACGUUUAAUAUUCAGAAAAAUGGACUUAGCACUUAUAAGUUUGUAUUUUGUGUUAGUGGAUAUAAUACUUGUUCGAAUAUUGGAUGGUAUAAGAAUGGUGAAGAUGGAGCACGUUUGAUUUUGACUGAUAAACCGAUUUCCGGUUUUUCCUUUUAUGAGGCUCCUUAUGAAGAUGGAGUUAUUAAGUCUGUUGUUUGA
Lathyrus sativus (Indian pea) is the source of this 648-nucleotide messenger RNA. NCBI's taxonomy places the organism in Eukaryota, Viridiplantae, Streptophyta, Magnoliopsida, Fabales, Fabaceae. The record is from the annotation of a GenBank genome assembly.